This is a messenger RNA of Biomphalaria glabrata, 597 nucleotides long. RefSeq names its product serum response factor-binding protein 1-like. Lineage: Eukaryota; Metazoa; Mollusca; Gastropoda; Planorbidae. The transcript has 2 exons. The record is from RefSeq and is a predicted model, not a curated record. Bases 1 to 597 code for a protein of 198 amino acids.
AUGUACGAAGUCCGCCAGCCAUUUGCUGCUGAGCCUUCAGUCCGCCAGCCAUUUGCUGCUGAGCCUUCAGUCCGACAGCCUUUUGUUGCUGAGCCUUCAGUCCGCCAGCCUUUUGUUGCUGAGCCUUCAGUCCGCCAGCCUUUUAUGCUGCUGAGCCUUCAGUCCGCCAUCCUUUUGUUGCUGAGCCUUCAGUCCGCCAUCCUUUUUGCUGCUGAGCCUUCAGUCCGCCAGCCUUUUGUUGCUGAGCCUUCAGUCCCCUUCAGUCCGCCAUCCUUUUAUGCUGCUGAGCCUUCAGUCCGCCAUCCUUUUGUUGCUGAGCCUUCAGUCCGCCAGCCUUUUGCUGCUGAGCCUUCAGUCCGCCAGCCUUUUGUUGCUGAGCCUUCAGUCCGCCAGCCUUUUGCUGCUGAGCCUUCAGUCCGCCAGCCUUUUGUUGCUGAGCCUUCAGUCCGCCAGCCUUUUAUGCUGCUGAGCCUUCAGUCCGCCAUCCUUUUGUUGCUGAGCCUUCAGUCCGCCAUCCUUUUUGCUGCUGAGCCUUCAGUCCGCCAUUCUUUUGCUGCUGAGCCUUCAGUCCGCCAUCCUUUUGCUGCUGAGCCUUAA